This is a messenger RNA of Puntigrus tetrazona (Sumatra barb), 4104 nucleotides long. It is a transcript of the gene pbx1a, whose product is annotated as pre-B-cell leukemia homeobox 1a. The coding region runs from base 429 to 1715 and encodes 428 amino acids. NCBI's taxonomy places the organism in Eukaryota, Metazoa, Chordata, Actinopteri, Cypriniformes, Cyprinidae. Gene Ontology annotation, cellular component: nucleus. Gene Ontology annotation, biological process: brain development; eye development; regulation of transcription by RNA polymerase II. The record is from RefSeq and is a predicted model, not a curated record. The transcript has 9 exons. Gene Ontology annotation, molecular function: RNA polymerase II cis-regulatory region sequence-specific DNA binding; DNA-binding transcription factor activity, RNA polymerase II-specific.
UCAGUGUUGCCAGCAGACCUGUGCGAAACAAAAGCACUUCUCUCCCCACGUUUAACGCCUUCAAAGCACGUCUUAAAGCUGUUUCAGUCGUAAAGCUGUCAAAGGAAACAAGGAGUUACGCGGCAGAGUCGCAGAUUACGCAGGAUUACAGCAGCCCUCAGACAAAGUUGGGGCUCUGUUGUCUUGGCUUUGGUGGCAAGAGCAGGAGUGGCUUGAUCCUAAAGCAGCUCUCCAGAUCAGAUUUCACCCAAACCAGCUGUGAGAAGGAGCUUUGCCUUUUCUCCCCUCUCUCCCUCUCUCCAUGUUGUAAGCGCGCUCCUGACAUCCAGAAAGAAAAGGGGGAGUGACGGAGAGAGUUCCUGAAGGAAUUUUCCUUCUCCUAGGCGAGAAUUGAAAAAGUCACCAGAGUCUAGAGAACAGCGGCGAGGAUGGAUGAUCAGCCCCGGUUGAUGCACUCCUCUCACGGGGUGGGCAUGGCCGGACACCCCGGCCUGGCGCAGCAUAUGCAGGAUGGCACGGGAGGAGCGGACGGCGACGGAAGAAAACAGGACAUUGGAGACAUAUUACAACAAAUCAUGACCAUAACCGACCAAAGUCUGGACGAGGCACAAGCCAGGAAACAUGCACUGAAUUGUCACAGAAUGAAGCCGGCUCUGUUCAACGUCCUGUGCGAAAUAAAAGAAAAAACAGUCCUCAGUAUCCGUGGCGCUCAGGAGGAGGAGCCACCGGACGCUCAACUCAUGCGAUUGGACAACAUGCUGCUAGCGGAGGGUGUGUCCGGACCGGAGAAAGGGGGCGGUUCGGCCGCGGCUGCGGCUGCGGCUGCUGCGGCAGGCGGCGGUGGGUCCGAUAACUCGGCCGAACACUCGGAUUACCGGGCCAAGCUGUCCCAGAUCCGUCAGAUCUACCAUACAGAGCUUGAGAAGUAUGAGCAGGCGUGUAAUGAGUUCACCACCCAUGUGAUGAACCUGCUGAGGGAGCAGUCUCGCACUCGGCCCAUCUCCCCUAAAGAGAUCGAGCGCAUGGUGGGCAUCAUCCAUCGCAAGUUCAGCUCCAUCCAGAUGCAGCUCAAACAGAGCACCUGCGAGGCGGUCAUGAUCCUGCGCUCCCGCUUCCUAGAUGCCAGACGAAAAAGAAGAAACUUCAAUAAGCAGGCCACAGAGAUCCUGAAUGAAUACUUCUACUCCCACCUCAGCAACCCGUACCCCAGCGAGGAGGCCAAGGAGGAGCUGGCCAAGAAAUGCUCCAUUACAGUCUCACAGGUAUCCAACUGGUUUGGAAACAAGAGGAUCAGAUACAAGAAAAAUAUUGGAAAAUUCCAAGAAGAAGCCAACAUGUACGCCGCCAAAACCGCCGCAAGCGCAACCAACGUCUCCACCCAUGGCAGCCAAGCCAACUCGCCUUCCACACCAAAUUCAGCCGGUUCUGCUGGCUCUUUUAACAUGAACUCCGGGGACUUGUUCAUGAGUGUGCAGUCUCUGAACGGGGACUCAUACCAGGGGGCCCAAGUGGGGGCCAACAUUCAGUCACAGGUGGAUACUCUUCGCCAUGUUAUCAGUCAGACAGGCGGAUACAGUGAAAGCCUCGCUGCCAGUCAGAUAUACAGUCCACAGGGCAUCAAUGCAAACGGUGGCUGGCAAGAUGCCCCGACACCCUCCUCAGUGACCUCACCCACAGAAGGACCCGGGAGCGUCCAUUCUGACACCUCCAACUGAUCUGCAGCCAUCCGUCCUCACAAAGCGUGGAAUCUUCAGACUAAAGAUCCAGCGAUCCGCCCCCUCCUCAGAUUUGGAUUAACAUCCUUACAUGGUCAUACACAAUCAUGCCAUCCUACCGUGGAACAUUUGGGAUACUUUACGAGAUUUUAGAAAACAAUUAUGAAUUUAAAAAUUACAAAAAAAAAAAAAAAAAAAAGAUGUGUUUGUACAGUUUUCACAGUGUAUUUUAGGUGGCACAGGGCGACUAACGAAAACCUGUGACUGUUUCAGUCUUAUGAGGCAAUUGUUAAUGAUGGAACAACCAGUUGUUGUGUUUCGAUUUAAAUGCUUCAUUCUACCUCUCAGCAAAAAGAAAAAAAACAUUUUUUUCUAAAAAAUAAAAAAUAAAAAAAAUUAAAAAUGUUACCACUCGAUAUAAUGCUUGAGAGGAAGCUCUCCUAAUCGGUACGGUCAAUUAUUAUUGCCUCUUUUGUUCGUUCAUAGUGAUAUAUUUACUAUUUGUUUGUUUACUGUUUCUUCUUUAUAUCAUUUUUCAAAAGACCCUCCAAUAUCAACUAUGUCCUUUUCCCGAUAAAACUGUUUUUUUGGUUUUUUAAACUAGGAUGUGUUGAGGUCAAUCAUGCACCAUUUCAAAGCUGAUUAUCCUAUUUUCCCCAUCAAAAGCUGUCCGUUAGAUAAAGGAACAUGCACGCGUUUAUCGCAGAGAGCAGUCCAAACAACUCUGUUGUCGUAGAUUUCAUUUGGAGUCAUUUCCUCACUCUGUUUGUUUUUGAGGACACUGUCUGCGAGUCGAUGAAAAUAUAACUGAUUCCGGAAAUGGCGGAAGCAUCGAGUCAUUACGGUCUGUAAUGAUAUUUCCUCCCAGCUUUCACUUCAGAUCGCUUUCAAACGCUCCCUUAUUCCCUUUCUCCCUUAAGUGAAGGAAUUUGACAUAAAGAGCAAUAUAUUUGUUUGGUUUAGGCAGACGGAUGCCCUUUACUACCCCGAAUCCUUAAAAACAAGCACUAAUGCUCUUUAUUGUUUUAAAUCGAAUUAGUUUUAGUUUAGUCCCUUGCACUUCUAAUUAUCUUAUGUUCACCCGUGAAAACCUUGAGAGUGUUAGCGAAAGGCCUUUCUUAACAAAUGCGAACCUGACUUCUCUUUUUUUCCUGUAAUUUGAAGUAUGAGCCAGCUGUGAGUGUACAGUAUUAGAAGCAAGCAAUGUACUUUUAACAUUACAGCCAAGUGUUGGCGGUAACCAAAAUCCUUCGUGGAAACGCUGUAAAAUAAUAGGAAAUAUCGUGCUCAUAACUGUUCAAACAUAAUUAGCUUUUUCCCUCAGUUUUCGGUAGCAUUUGCAAGGACGUACAACGCAGACAAUGCUCGUGUCUUGUUUCUUUCGGUAUUGCUGAUGCCGCUGUUUCCAUUGUGGAAGCUAAUUGAAAAAAAUUAUCUCGAAAAAUCCAAUAGUUAACUAAUUUUUGUUGAAAAUAUAUCCCUGUCUGUCAGGGCUCCGGGUAAUGAAGUUUGUUUUGCAGUACAUUGAAUCAGAAUCCAUUUAAAUGGGGAAGUCAUUAAGUUAAUAAGAUUUGGACAUUUCGACGGUCACUCUUAGCUGUGUUUAUGCAGGUAAAGCGCUAUACAAGCGCUUAAUCUUUAUGGACCCUUUGCCCCGAACCCAGAAAUCCAGUUCAACGGCUUUCAAACACUGACUUGGGAUGGAGCCAGUCGAUCGCUAAUACGACCUCAGUGUCUGAUAUCAUAUUAUCCCCUAUUAAUCUGUGCUCUCUGACACAUGUUCUACCAAAAAACAUCUUUUUGAACAAUUGCCAAAAAGGAAGACGCUCCGCCUCUUUAAUGGAUUUUGGGGGGAAAUGUUUGGGAAUGUUCAUCGCUAUUCACUAUCAAAAACCAAAAAUGUAAAAACUGAAAGUAGCUUAUGUAUGUAUAAGAAACAGAAAUAUGUGACAGAUGUUUCAUUGCCUUUGCCUUCAAUAAUGGCUUUGAAGAUUCUUUUUCUCUCGUUAUUCAGUGUUUCUUGCUUUUUGCUUUCGUUUAGCUCAAGACAUUCUGAAACGCCAUGUUAUUAUUAUUUUUUUGUAAUGGUUUGAGGAUGAUCAUGCUAAUCCAUAUGAAAAUACAAACAUGCGUCAUCUGUUAUUUGAAUGACACAAAAGAACACACUCUAGUUUGCUGAUGGUUGCCAUUGUGAAAAUGUAUAUAUAUUUUGUGAAAUAGACUUGACCGCACCUGCUAUAAAUGCAUUAUUAGAUUUCACGAUUAUGUACCAUAUGAAGCAUUGAAGUCCAGACUAUUGUGUUUGGGUUUCCCCCACAAUUCCCACAAACUUUGUCUCUAAAUUGACAUGAUUAUCAUCAAUAAAUGUUGUAUUGCUCACUGAACAGUA